AUGUCUUCAUCAGUAAUAUUUCACUACAUAAUUUUAGCUUCGAGGUCACUGCUACUUCUCCCUUCCCCUUCCCAUUCUUCCGACCCAGACCCAUUACAAGACUUCUGUGUUGGAGACUUACAAGCUUCCCCAUCCCUCAAUGGCUUCCCAUGCAAACCCGCCUCCAACACGACCUCCGACGACUUCUUCUACUCCGGGCUGUCCAAGGAGGCCAACACAACCAACCUCUUCGGAGCGACGGUGACCGCAGCCGACGUGCUCACGUUCCCAGGCCUAAACACGCUCGGAAUCUCCAUGGCUCGGGUGGACUUCGGCCCGGGAGGGCUUAACCCUCCCCACUCGCACCCACGGGCCACCGAGACCGGGGUGGUCAUCGAGGGGAAGGUGCUUGUUGGGUUUGUGACCACAGGGAAUGUGUACUACUCCAAGGUUUUGGGCGUUGGGGAGAUGUUUGUCAUACCAAGAGGGCUUGUGCACUUUCAGAAGAAUGUCGGGGUGGGGAAGGCUCUUAUCUUGGUAGCUUUCAAUAGCCAGUUGCCAGGGGCUGUGGUUCCCCCCCCAACUCUCUUUGGCUCAAAGCCUUCUAUUCCUAAUGACGUGUUGACUUUGGCCUUCCAGGUUGAGGAGAGUGUGGUUAACGGCAUCAAGUCCAAGUUUGGUUAA
Messenger RNA from Malania oleifera, 663 nucleotides. RefSeq names its product germin-like protein subfamily T member 2. Lineage: Eukaryota; Viridiplantae; Streptophyta; Magnoliopsida; Santalales; Ximeniaceae. The coding region runs from base 1 to 663 and encodes 220 amino acids. The record is from RefSeq and is a predicted model, not a curated record. Gene Ontology annotation, molecular function: manganese ion binding. The transcript is spliced from 2 exons. Gene Ontology annotation, cellular component: cell wall.